Molecule: messenger RNA, 4780 nt
Organism: Anopheles darlingi
Lineage: Eukaryota; Metazoa; Arthropoda; Insecta; Diptera; Culicidae
Gene: sano
Exons: 2
Coding region: 1-2445 (814 amino acids)
Source: RefSeq, a predicted model, not a curated record
AUGGCCGCCACCGAUGGUCAGAUUAUUCUCGCCGCGUCACGCUUCGGUUCCGACAGUGCACCGGUGUACCUGCGCGAUUUUGCCAAGAGCAGCGAGCUGCCGGCGGUCGGUAAGAUCGUCAAGGGUCAGUACUACAAUCUGGGCGUACCGACGCUCUCCAAUCCGUCGCUCCAGAGUACGGCCCUGUUUCUGAACGCGGGCCGCAAGUACCAAAUACUGGCGCAACCGAUCAAGAUCAAGGAGGGCCGCAAGAACACGAACGUCGGCCCGAAGGUGCUGAUCCCGGAGACGUACGCCGGGUACUUUGAGCUGCUGAGUGAGGACGGCCGGUCGACGCGGUGUAUCGAGAGCGUGCUGGAGCUGUCGCGGCGUCGUAACUUCCGGGUGCUGGUCCGGGAGACGGUACGCUGUAACCACAACAGCAAAUCGGUGCACGCGGGCGAAAUACUGACCACGAUCUCGGACAACGGGAAGCAGCUACAGUGCCGGACGUCGAAGGACGAGAUCGUCAAUCUGCCAUUGGAAGCCAAAGCGAAGUUCUCCCCGAUCGCCAAGGAGGACAGCAUCAGUGGGGUGCACACGGUGCGCAAUCUGCUGCAGAAGCGUAUGCCCGUGACGGUCCGGUUGGUGCACGGGGCGGCACCGAAGGGCCUGAAGCAACCGUUCGUACCGGAGCUGCGGCUGCUCGGGUGCGUCGAGGUCGACCGGAUAUUCGCUUUACCGCUGCAGAAGGAUAUGGACCUCAUUUCGGUGCCGCUGAAUGCGAAGAUUAAGAUCCAGCGGGCGAAGAACAUGGAUCAGCUCGAUCACUUUAUCGAGUACUCGCGCUUUCUGGACAAAGCGCACCGGUUGCUGGUGGAUGCGCGCGAUCGGUUGCAGAUUAUCGAUCUGAAGCUGACCGAGAAGGAGAAGAAGGACUCGUCGAAGCUGGCGGCAGCGGCCGGUGGUGGGGCGAUCGGUGCGAACGGGCGCAAUAAAACGCUCACCUCCACGCUGUCCGGUCUGACCGCUAAUGGGUAUGUGCUGAAGAAGAGCAACAGCUGUGAUUCGAACCGCUACUCACCACCGAUCGGUGGUGGUGGUGGUGGUGGUGGCAGUGGUGGCAGUCAGAAUGGAUCGAUCGCCGAUGAGUACGACGAGAUCGAUCAGAUCUACGAUUACGUGCGAGGGUUAGCGCCGCUCCCGAAGAAUCUGUACAAGUUUGAGGCGAUCGAACCGAUCAGCUCGUCGCCACCGACGGCCACGACACCGACGGCCGCCACGACACCGAUCUCCAACUCGCUUCUCGGUCCGGCCACCCAUCAGCACAGCCUCAAGACGGUGGAAAACAUGAAGACGGCCCAAUCGAACGCCAUCAACAACAACUACGAGACGAGUAAUCACCAUCACCACCACCACCAGCAGCACAACCACAACAGCAGCAACAGCAACAGCAACAACAACAACAAUUACUCCAACAUCAUCAAGUACUCGAACCAUGGACAGCUGCAGCAGCAGCAGCAGCAACAGCAGCAACAGCUUAGCCAUCAUCACCAUCAUCAUCAUCACCAUCAUGGACAGCAGCAACAGCAGACGAAUGGUCAUAGCCAUCAUCCUUCGCACCAUGGGCACGGUGGUGGUACGACGGCAACGAACAGUCUGGAGUCCUCGUCGAAGCACACCAGUACCGCGGCCACCCUUAACGCCAUCAACAACAACAACAACAACGCGGGCGGCCACGUACUGACGACGCUCGAUCACAAACCGAUCCCACCACCGAUCGAGACGAUUCCGGGCAAGAAGCUACCCGAGAAGCGCCAACGUCCGACGCUUCCGAAGCUGUACUUUAAGAGCAACAUCGGGCUUCACCAGAAGAGCCCAACGCCCGGUACGACCGCCAUCAGUCCGUUGAGCAAUGGAGGAGGACCGGCCAGUGGUGGUGGUGGUGCAGCUCACAUCCAUCAGCAUCAGCAGCUUCCGAUGGCCGCGAUCACACCCAAGGAGAUUGCCGUCGAACCCCAGAGUCCACUGUUUCACAUAAGAUACAAAAGUCUUAGCAGUUUGCAGCUGGCGGCAACAGCGACGGGGCCACAGGAUACGCAGCAUCCAACCACACCGAUCUCACCGAAGGCCGGCAUCGUCGGUAGUGGUGGUCAGGAGAAGAACCAUCUGCUCUCCAAAUCGGCCAGCGCCGCUAUGCACGCCUGCAUCGGCAAUGGCGGUGGUGGUGGUGGUGGUGGUCGAGGUGAAGGUACGCUGGAUUCAUCGCGUAGCGGUGGCCGUACGUCCGGGGAUUCGGGCAAGCUACCGGAGAAGAAGUCCCGCCGGCUUAGCCGGCCCCGCAGUCUCUCCAAUCUGGUGUGGGACCUGCGGCCCCACAAAUCCUCCUCCACGUCGGCCGAGAAAUCGAAGAAGAAGCUCUACCUACAUCAGUUCGAUCGGCAGCAGGGCACGCUCUACCUGUAGAGUGGGAAAAGGGAGGAUCAGAUCCGAUCAGAGAUUUCGUCAGUACUUGUAUACCUUUAGUCAAUCGUCCGGCAUUCGUUGUUUGCAGCCACAACAGGGGAAAUGCUACUGUCUGGAUGCUGCUUUGUUGAUACUAGUAGUAGUCGUAGUCGAUAGUACUGGGUAGUAGUAGCGUUCCACCACCAUGGCGGUUGGUACUGUGAAGAAAGCUGGCGCGGCCAUUCGCGCCACGUGUCCAACAAAUUUUGGGAUACAGAAGCAUUAGGGCGCCUAGGGCGCAAAGAAGAGGAAGAGAGAGAGAGAUAGAGAGAGAGAGAGAGAGAGAGAGAGAGAGAGAGAGAGAGAGAAGAUAUGAUACCGGAAAUUGCAGAACAGAAAGAACAGAAAGCCAGACCUUCUACGAGCAACUCCCAUCUCUUCUCUCCAUCCAUGUGAUCCAUGUUGUGUGUGUGUGUGUGUCUGUGUGCGUGUGUAAGUGUAACAGUAAACAGAUAUAAAUAGACCACUAUACAUACAUAUAGAUAUACAUAGUAGAUACAUAUAUAUAUACAUAUAUACACGCAGCAACAUCUAGAGUCUAAAACAGUGCUAGAGCAACAAACCUUGUUUCCAAACCGCCUGCUGUCACACCGCAUGAGCACCGCAACCACUAAACCAAGCAACCUAGCCAGCCAGCCAGCCAGCCAGCCAGCCAGUCUCCUUUUUCCAUAGAGUGCACUGCGUCCAGCUAGGAUCAAAGAAGGCAUUGGAACAGGAAAACGUCAGUUACGCUGGCAGCGAGGCAAGUUUAACCACGUCCCGAGGGACUCCUUCCCACCCCAGGAAGUUGUGUUUGCCAUUUAGGAUUGAAACCCGUCGUUCGACAGUGUUGGGGAGCGUUUCAAUUGUUUGUUGUUUGCGCAGAAUGAAGAAGCUAGCAAAAGAGAGAUAGUGUGCUCUGCGAAAAAGGCUUUGUAUGGAAGAGGAGGCGAACCCUUUUAGUCACGCAACAGCAGCUGUAGUGUUGUGUUGUGUUUAGUAGUGUUUAGUAUACUAGGUAGUGUGGCAUUAGCGUUAAUUACCCCGUUUUCUCCCACUCCAUCCUGUUUACUCACUCUUCUUCUCUUUCUCUCUCUCUUGCUCACACACUCUUUACACUCACUGAGCAGCGAAGCUGAUAUGAUCGCAACGCCUACUGCGCGCGUGUGUGCUUUACGGCGCAUUUUUAAUCCACCAUUUUUAGUAUAUUCCACUCCUCCCUGUAUCGUAUCGUAGUACACAUUGACACGCGUGAUGGUGGUAGCCAGCGCACCAUUUUCUUUCUCUCUCGUUGAAAAAUCCAAGUUCGUUUGCUGCCUGUGGUACCAGACCCGGGGGAAAUAUGCGCCACCGUUAAAUGGGGUCGGUUCCCUCGUGUCCACUCUCCCCAUCCCGUGGGAAAAGCGGAUGUAAUUUUCAUUUUUCAAUCCCACAAAACCCAAAACGCAGUGGACGGAAUCGAUGGUGAAGGGCAUGAUGAGACGACAAUCGAAACGAUAAGCCCAUCCCAUGGUAACGAUAAUUAGUCACUAAACGAUCUUCCUUUUGUUUUCUAAUAUUUCGUAUUAAUUUUGUGAAACAAAAUAAAAAGGAACAAUUCCCUCACCCGCCCUACCCCCCCCCCAAAAACGACGAACUAACAGAAACAGACAGGUGAUGGUCAAUCGUUGUGCGCACGUGAUGAGGACGGUGCACGCUGAGACCAAUCAUCUCCGAACGAUCGAAACCGCCUUAGAUAAGCAUUGGUUCUGUCACCAUCUCUCUUCGCUGGACUAGAGAUGAUCGAAACAGAAAAAGAAAAAGUUGCAAAAGUUGCGUUUGGCUAGGGUAAUUAACCAAGCGAGAGGUAUAGAGUAACGACGAAGACGAGAACGACGAGAUGAGUGCUGUGCAUUUUGUGACGACAGCGCAUGCCCUGUGCAUGUGCAGUGCGCCCCUGUUUGUGUACGUGCGUAUGUGUGUGUGUGUGAAUAUCGUCAAUCCCCCCUCCUUCCCCCCUAACUCCUUCAUACCGCUCCUCCCACCUUCAAAGGACAACUCCCUUAAACUUAAAGCAAAACCUAGAUUUAUUUCGAUUCCACCAAUCCGGGGGACUCCAUUGCGAUAUCGUGCUCGGUGGAACAUUUUGUGUGUAAAACAACAACCACAACAACACAAAGCAGGAAGCAUGAUGAUGUUUUAGUGAAGUGAUCACGCAAAUAAAGUUGAGGAAAAAAAAUACAUCAAAAAUACAAAGAGCAUUAAAAUGUAUCACGCACGGCCUCACGGCCUUUACUUUAUUGUGACUCGCACAAGCGCACCACCAUCCCAUGUGCGA